Molecule: messenger RNA, 1621 nt
Organism: Neoarius graeffei (lesser salmon catfish)
Lineage: Eukaryota; Metazoa; Chordata; Actinopteri; Siluriformes; Ariidae
Gene: rgs11
Product: regulator of G protein signaling 11
Exons: 17
Coding region: 1-1392 (463 amino acids)
Biological process (GO): G protein-coupled receptor signaling pathway; intracellular signal transduction; regulation of G protein-coupled receptor signaling pathway
Source: RefSeq, a predicted model, not a curated record
AUGACCAUCAACACACCAAGAGGAGGAGAGCAGCGCGCGCACAUGGCCUGUUUCACCAAGAUGGAGAGGAUGAUUGUGUCCAUGCAGGAUCCAGACAUGGGAAUGAAGAUGAGAAACCAGAGACUGCUCAUUACAGUCAUACCUCAUGCCAUGACCGGAAGUGAUGUUGUUGAAUGGCUGAUAAAGAAAUAUAACAUCACUGAAGAAGAGGCAUUACAUAUUGGAAACCUCUUGGUGAAGUAUGGCUACAUAUACCCAUUAAAGGAGCCUCGGAACCUGUGCUUGAGGCAAGAUGAGUCACCUUAUCGCUUUCAGACUCCAUAUUACUGGACAUCGAGUCGCUGGCCUGCCAAAGAGCUGGAUUACGCUAUUUAUUUGGCCAAGAAGAACAUUCGCAAGCAAGGAGAACUGAUAGAGUAUGAAAAGGAGUGUUAUAACGCUUUGCAUAAGAGAAUCAAUCACACCUGGGAUUUUGUGGUGAUGCAGGCAAGAGAGCAGCUCAGGACAUCGAAACACCGUCGGAAAUCUGAUCGCAUCGUGCUGGAGUGUCAGGAGCAAGCGUACUGGCUGGUGAACAGACCUCCUCCAGGUGCUAUGGAUAUUUUGGAGUUUGGUCCUGAGAGACGGAACAUCAUAAACACACGAGUACAACUGAACAGUGAAUUCUACAAGAGAGAGAUUGAGCAAAUCAGGAAAAACUUGGGAAGCAGGAACCGGAUUAAAUCCUCUGUUUGUCUGGAAAGUUUUGUUAAGUACAGUGCCCAGUACCUGGACCAUGACCCCAUAAUGCAAGGUUGCCUUCCCAGCAACCCCUGGAUCACAGAUGACACCAUGUUGUGGAAUAUCAACUCCGACAUGGUUGCCAUGCCGACUAAGCUCCGUGUGGAGCGAUGGGGCUUUAGCUUCCUGGAGUUGCUGAACGACCCAAUGGGCAGAAAAGAAUUUCUCACUUACCUGGAGAAAGAGUUCAGUGCGGAGAACCUGUAUUUCUGGCAGGAGUGUCAGGAAAUGCGGCAUGGAGAAACUUCCAAAAUCCCAGAGAAAAUGGAUGAGAUUUACAAGCAGUACCUUGCUCCCGGAGCUGCAAACUCAAUCAACAUUGACGGUAAGACAAUGGCCAUCACUCUGGACGGAAUGAAGAACCCAAAUCACUUCAUCUUUGAUGGAGCACAGAUGCACAUCUAUGUCCUCAUGAAGAAGGACUCGUACACUCGCUACCUAAAGUCUGAACAGUACAAGAGCUUGGUAACAAAAGCUGUGGUACCACAGGAAACAAAGAAGAGUGUGUUCCCGUGUAUGCGUCGUCAGCGAAAUUCAAGCUAUGCACCUGCUCUGGUACAAACAGGAGACGACAGUGGAAAGACCAAUCCUGGAACUGCUUCACAGAUUUAAUCUCUCUCUCUCUCUCUCUCUCACCCACUCACACACACAGAGGCUGAAUUUAUUCAAUAUUUACCUCCAUGUAGGUUCCUGAAAUAUAAAAUACUGCUUAUUUAAUCAUAUAUCUAAUUACUUCUGACUCUGAUCUAGCAAUACUUAAUAAUAUGCAUUAAAUCACAUGACACUGUUAUUCUGACCUUAUCUCAGUUUAUUUGUUUGAUUUCACAUUGAUUCAUAAACU